Messenger RNA from Clunio marinus, 279 nucleotides. Lineage: Eukaryota; Metazoa; Arthropoda; Insecta; Diptera; Chironomidae. The record is from the annotation of a GenBank genome assembly.
AUGAUUGUUUCGCAGGGUAACAAGUUGCCACUUACUUCCUUGUUCUAUGUACAAAAUCUUUCAGCUACUCUGCAUGUGGAAAUUUCUCAUCUCAUUUACUUCGAUUAUAAAUUCAUUCCAUUACCUCAGCACUGCUGCCAGCAUGCAAAGUUUCAUCUUGAAAUUUUCCUCGACUGCCUUUAUGGUAAUUACGUUGUUCUCAAGCUCUAUCAUGUGUUUGUUGCCAGCAAUUUAUCUGAUGAAUUUCCUUACCCAAGCAAUCAUCCGAGAGAACCAUAA